Molecule: messenger RNA, 618 nt
Organism: Hirsutella rhossiliensis
Lineage: Eukaryota; Fungi; Ascomycota; Sordariomycetes; Hypocreales; Ophiocordycipitaceae
Product: proteasome subunit domain-containing protein
Exons: 4
Coding region: 1-618 (205 amino acids)
Biological process (GO): proteasome-mediated ubiquitin-dependent protein catabolic process
Cellular component (GO): proteasome core complex; proteasome core complex, beta-subunit complex
Source: RefSeq, a predicted model, not a curated record
AUGUCGUCCCCCUUCUCGAUCAACGGCGGCGCCUGUGUCGCCAUGGUCGGCAAGGACUGCGUCGCCAUAGCUUGCGACCUGCGCCUCGGCCUCCAGGCCCUAACCGUAUCCAACAACUUCCCCAAGGUCUUCCAGUACGGCGACGUCUUCCUCGGCCUCACGGGCCUCGCCACCGACGUCAGCACCGUCAGCGACCUCUUCCGCUACAAGGUCAACAUGUACCGCCUCCGCGAGGAGCGUCCCAUUGCGCCGCGAACCUUUGCCAAUCUCGUCUCCUCGUCUCUCUACGAGCGCCGCUUCGGCCCUUACUUUGUCUCCCCCGUCGUCGCCGGCCUCGACCCAAAGUCCGGAAAGCCCUUCAUCUGCGGCUUCGACAGCAUCGGUUGCAUCGACUUUGCAAAGGACUUUAUCGUCUCCGGAACCGCCUCAGAGCAGCUCUUUGGAAUGUGCGAGGGUCUCUGGGAGCCCGACAUGGGCCCCGACGCGCUGUUCGAGACCAUCUCCCAGGCCCUGCUGAAUGCCGUCGACCGUGACGCCUUGUCCGGCUGGGGCGCACAUGUAUACAUCAUCGAAAAGGACAAGGUCACCAAGAGAUUACUGAAGGGCAGGCAAGACUAG